ACAAAACAAAAAAAACAAAAAAAAAAAAAAAAGACAGAAAAGAAAAAAAAAAAAAAACAGAAAAAAAAAGAAAAAAGGAAAAAAAACAAGCUGUCUUUUAUGAAUUCUGACGGAGGAAACAACACCGGAUUCUCAAGACGGAACCGUCCUAAAUGUGAUUUUUGUCAUAAAAUUGGUCAUACUAAAGACAGGUGUUGGAAAUUACAUGGGAGACCUCCUACCCCAGUCACCGUUGCUCAGAUCCCACCAUCUCCCAUUGUUCUGUCUCCAGAAGAAUAUGCAGCAUAUCAGCAAUUUAAGUUGACUACUAUGCCAUUAUCUACAACGGGGAUGUCUACCGCUUGCGUUUCAAACACAGCAGGCUCAUGGAUAAUUGACUCAGGUGCCUCGGACCAUAUUUCUGGACCGUUGUACGGGGAAAACAAUUGGCGUCGGCCAUGAAUCUCAAGGUCUGUAUCACCUCCAUCCUCUUGAUCCAAUCGCUUGUGUUUCAGUUGAACCUGCUAUUACCUUACAUAAUCGUCUGGGUCAUCCUAGUCUCUCAAAGUUUCAACGUAUGGUUCCAGGUUUCUCCAAUCUUUCAUCUUUAGAAUGUGAGUCAUGUCACCUUGGAAAACAACCUCGUAAAUCCUUUCCAAGGAGAGUCAAUAACCGGGCUACAUCACCGUUUGAUUUAGUUCAUACAGAUGUAUGGGGUCCGUAUCGAGUCACUUCUACUUUAGGUUUCCGUUAUUUUGUUAUUUUUGUGGAUGAUUUUUCCCGUUACACAUGGUUGUUUUUAAUGAAAGAGCGUUUUGAAUUGUUUCAUAUUUUUCAAACUUUUUGUGCUGAAAUUCAAACUCAGUUUGGUCAUUCUAUCAAAAUUUUACGCAGUGACAAUGCUAAAGAAUUUUUUGGGGCAUCCUUUAAUCAAUUCAUGACAUCACGGGGUAUGCUUCACCAAUCUUCUUGUGUUCACACGCCUCAACAAAAUGGGGUUGCUGAACGCAAGAACCGGCACUUGGUUGAUACUGCUCGUACCCUAUUAUUACAUUCCCAUACACCACCUCAGUAUUGGGCAGAUGCUGUACUCACUGCGUGUCAUUUAAUAAAUAGAAUGCCUUCCUCAGUUCUUAAUAAUGAAAUUCCUUAUUCUAUUUUGUUUCCUGCUCGUGAUUUAUUUCCAUUACCACCUCAUGUGUUUGGGUGUGUGUGUUUUGUCCAUGAUACGACACCGGGAUUAGCUAAAAUGGCGGCUAGGUCAAUAAAAUGUAUCUUUCUUGGAUAUUCACGACUCCAAAAGGGGUAUCGUUGUUAUUCUCCAUUACUUAAGAAACAUUUUAUUUCAGCUGAUGUCACUUUCAUUGAGUCGUCCUUUUAUUAUCCAUUAUCUUCAGUUAAUACCCCAUCAUGUUUGGACUUCACCUCAUAUCUUCGGCCCAUCCAUCAGGAGCCUCCCAUUAACCCCCCAUCUGAUGAGCACCCAAACUGCCCUCCUAUGUCAGAUCGUCCAUUACAGGUAUACCAUCGACGUCCUCGACCUCCUCCCAUUGAGCCCAUCAUGGCCACGCCCGUUGAUUCCCCUAUGACGGAUCCUGCAUCACCACCAUCACCUACUCCAGCACUUGACACCACUCAGGAUAAUUUGCCAAUUGCUCUCCGAAAAGGGACCGUGGCCACCUCCAGCCCCUCCCUGUCUCCACCCUGCCCGAUGCCUCUCCCAAUCAUAUAUUUCUGGCUUUGUCACAUUAAAUAGCAACAAUUAUAUAAAAAUAAGAAAUAUUUAUCUCGUGUCACCGAGGACAUUGUUUUAAGAGAAUAAGCAAUUAUAAUGUUAUGUCGCAUUAUAUUAUCAAGGACCUCGUUCAAAAUGUGUCAAUGAUGAUAAAGUUAAUUCUCC
Cuscuta epithymum is the source of this 1879-nucleotide messenger RNA. The record is from the annotation of a GenBank genome assembly. NCBI's taxonomy places the organism in Eukaryota, Viridiplantae, Streptophyta, Magnoliopsida, Solanales, Convolvulaceae.